UCCACAAUCGAUUCUAGAGCUAUUCGGUACGACCAUCUCUAACACUUAUGUACAGUUUAACUCAGUCGACGAGACGACAUCACGAUGUGGGCCCGUGCUAUAUUAUUUAUUGCAUUCAGCGUGACCGUCGCAAACUCAGAAUAUGUGAGGAAGAAGAUUUGUAAGGAUGUGGAUUCGUCCCUGUGCGUGGUGCACAGCGUAAUCGUGGACCCCUGCCGCCAAGGACCUUCCUUCUGCCUAAUCAGGCCCGACAAGUCCUACGGAAUGACCAUCAACAUGACGCCCAAAUUUUCUGCUAGCAAGCUAAAGCUGGCGGUGUACGGCGACGUGGCUCAGGAUGACUCCUACAGCGUGAUGUUCAGACCGCCUAAAGACGCGUGCGACUAUCUCUUCUGCCCCAUGCAGGCUGAAGAGAGGAAGCUCUUCGAUAUGAACUUCAGUGUUGAUAAAAGGGCUAACGGUAAAUUCCCGCUAAAGGUGAAACUGUGGAACGAAGAGGACGAGUCGCAAGCGUGCUGUUUCACUUUUACUGUUAAAGCAAAAUGAUCAUUUUGAGUAAAAUAUAUAUUUUUGUAUA
Molecule: messenger RNA, 577 nt
Organism: Manduca sexta (tobacco hornworm)
Lineage: Eukaryota; Metazoa; Arthropoda; Insecta; Lepidoptera; Sphingidae
Product: MD-2-related lipid-recognition protein-like
Exons: 4
Coding region: 85-546 (153 amino acids)
Source: RefSeq, a predicted model, not a curated record